Hemibagrus wyckioides is the source of this 1804-nucleotide messenger RNA. Its product is annotated as fer3-like protein. Gene Ontology annotation, biological process: developmental process; regulation of transcription by RNA polymerase II. Gene Ontology annotation, molecular function: RNA polymerase II transcription regulatory region sequence-specific DNA binding; protein dimerization activity; DNA-binding transcription factor activity, RNA polymerase II-specific. Bases 147 to 812 code for a protein of 221 amino acids. The transcript has 2 exons. NCBI's taxonomy places the organism in Eukaryota, Metazoa, Chordata, Actinopteri, Siluriformes, Bagridae. The record is from RefSeq and is a predicted model, not a curated record.
GUCAGGAGAGGCCAGUUGGGAGGACAGAGCCCUAGUGCUCCACCGUCGAACUCUCGAGUGCCAGUAGACGUAUAAAAGCAACAAGUCGAUGUAAGAAACGCACUCAGUCACUCAGUUAACCGGUCAGACAUUCUAAUAAAGCAGUGAUGGAGGACAUGCUGUUUGACUUUGACCAAGAUGCAAACACAGACUUCGCCUUCUGGGGUCAAAUAGACCCCAACUUUCAGUUUCAGUCUCAGCUCGACUCGCUGCUGUUUGAUGGCACGGCUGUGACAGGUGAACUGUCUCCGUGGUCCUCCUUCGGGUGUCAGUCCGUGUUCCCCGAAGCGCAGCUCGCUUUCCCGGAGCUGGAGUCUCGCUCCCCGCGGCCUGAAGUGGACAGCGGAGCUGCAGACGAGGAGCAAGAGGAGCAGAAACUGGGGAAGCUCAGGCCGCGCCGCCUCGCCUCCAACCAUCACACACACCAUCAGCAUCAUCACCAACAUCAGCACCAGCAUCAGCAUCACCCGUACCGCGUCCAGCGCCACGCCGCCAACAUCCGCGAGCGCAAGCGCAUGCUCAGUAUCAACUCUGCGUUUGAGGAGCUGCGCUGUCACGUGCCCACGUUUCCCUACGAGAAGCGACUGUCCAAGAUCGACACCCUGAGGCUGGCCAUCGCAUACAUCGCCCUGCUCAGAGAGAUCCUCGUGUCCGGCUGCGACCCCAAGGCCUAUGUAGAUGAGUGCAUGAAGAACGGCUACAAAAAUCAGACCAACGCCAUCUGGAACACGAGUGAUCUGACAGCUCGUCUUUCUUGGAUAAAGUGGGAUUAGUUUGCGGGACAGACUCACUCGGCUCUGUGGAGAGAUCCUGCUUUCCCCCCCGCCUCACUGGCAGCUUGGCAUCAUGGCACACUGACAUCUGCACAUUUCUCACCAUGUCACACGUUUGCACUUGGUACCCAGGAUGCUUUUUAUAUUUUAAUUUGUUGUGAGCAAAGAAUGAGUGUUUUGCUGUGCCACUCCAGUCAUGUGUUAUGGAUGAAUAAGGCCAGGUUCAAGCCUUGGCAGUGCAAAGACACUUCUCUGUAGAUGAGAGGAUUGCUAAGAAUCUUGGGGCGCCUGUUUAAGUGUAUUGUUUGCGAUUCAAUCUGGUUGCAGGCUGAUGGGUGAGAAUUUGCAGCAUGCCCAUUGAGCACAUUUACAUGAAAGAGUAGUAUUGUUUUGCACUGAUUACAACUAAAACACUGUUAAAAAAAACAAACAUUAUUUAUAUAUUUAUUACACUUUCAAUUAUUUAUUAAGACUGUCUUAUUUAUUCAUUGUCUUUUCUUUGUAAAUGUGUUCAAAAUAUAUCUUUAAAAAAAAUCUGAUUUUGUUCAAACCUCAAUACCUCUUCCUCUAUUCAUUAAAUAUCCUAACAGAUGCACAUCUCAGUGGAGAGAGAUUUAUUGAUCGGAUGAAGUCAUUUCAUGUGAUUGCGAAUAAAACGGCCGAGCAUGUUUUUAUUAUUACUUCCCUUUAUGAAUCCAUAUCAUUUUUAAGGUUUAAUGGUAAAAUAAUUAAUGUACCUCUGCAGUAAAUGUGCAUUAGUACAGGUGCAUGUGUUUGCAUUGGCCCAGAAAAUUCAGUUCCACUAUCCACAUUGAAUUCACAGCUGUCCCGUGCGAGCACAUUGCCGAUCACUCACAAGACUGUGCUUGCUUUAGCAAUUUCCCUUUUAGUAAAGGCUAACUCGGGGGACCUCUCAGGCCGGACUCACUCCCCUUAACAGAAAGCUGGAGUGUGAGGAGGGACAUGAUUUGGUCUCUAGUUAACAUUAACAC